Messenger RNA from Phalaenopsis equestris, 1257 nucleotides. RefSeq names its product CST complex subunit TEN1. Lineage: Eukaryota; Viridiplantae; Streptophyta; Magnoliopsida; Asparagales; Orchidaceae. Gene Ontology annotation, molecular function: telomeric repeat DNA binding; single-stranded DNA binding; telomerase inhibitor activity. Gene Ontology annotation, biological process: negative regulation of telomere maintenance via telomerase. The record is from RefSeq and is a predicted model, not a curated record. Gene Ontology annotation, cellular component: CST complex.
CGUGGGACCCUCGCGGGAUCGCGGAUCCCUCGCGCCUCUUCCGGUUGCUCGAGACCGAAACGCUCGCCGGCUUCAUCUCCCGCCGGCAAUGCUUUCGUCGGCCAGCUCCACUCCGUGAGCCUCCUCCACCUGGCCGGCUCAUCCUCUUGGUCCGAGCUGCCCUCGCCACGCUUCUCCUCGCCGGUGACCACGUCUCGCCGCCUUCUUUUGGCCCGAGACAGUUGGCCCGAAGGUCCUUCCUGCCUGUAAGCAGCCCACAGGCUUACUUUCCCUCUCUCGUGCUAUUGGCGACCCUCCCGACCUCCUUCCCUUGAGGCAGGCAACCCGGGGCGCCGGCGACCUCGCUUCCUCAUUCCCUUACGGUCGAUGACGUGAGCCUCCAACGAAUUUGCCGGCUUUUGUUCCCAUUCGGCCGGAAGCCUCGUCAGAGCUCCUCACCGUCGGCACGUGGCGACGACGUCAUAGCGUAAAAAGCGUGGGCGUCCUCUCAUUUUCUGAGGAGAGUUUCUUCCUGAACUUCGCCGAACAUUGAGCAACCACCGCGACGGAUCAUUCCAAGGUUUUGCUCAUAAAUAUCUUGAUUCAAAUGGCGUCCUCUGUAAUAAAACCCGGUAUACUGGUUGGUUUACAGGAGUUAGAGCCAUCUUCUCCUUUCUUCAAGGAAGGGCAGUCUGUUCGAGUUACUGGAAAGCUAGAGUCUUACAAUGUUGAAAGCGCCAUGGCUGUCAUAGUUGAUGGUGGCGCCAGUCUUUUGAUUGACACCCAGAAUUUGAGAGACAUCUGCUUCCGCACCAACUCCAUCUAUCAGUUUAUUGGCGAGCUCUUGAUUCCACAGGAUGGCCAAGUGACACUUAAGGCACGUGUAGGAAGGAAUGUGGAUGGCAUUGAUCUCAAUCUCUACCACCAAUCCAUCCAGCUUCGACGAAAAUUUGAGGCCCACAUUGCAAAGUCGAAAACAACCUAAACAUUUAUUCUACAAUAGCCACAUGCCUCUUGUUUGAUCUGUCCAGUUUAUUUGGCCUAUGAUUUAGGUGCUUUGUCCUCAACCAUAAGGUUCUGUCUUCAAGGCCUAAAUAUAUUCAAGUGUAUGGACGAGUUUAGAAAAAGAUAACCAGAGGUUUUUGAGACUUUGUUAGCUCAUUUUGACUAGACGAUCAUGCUAGGCUUUUGGGGGUUUGAAUUCGGGCUUUGGUCAUAUGGCCUAGUGGAAUAUGGAUUUUAAGGGAAUGAAAAUAUUUACUUUAAAUUUAGAGAAGC